AUGAGCCACUUUGAGUGGUUUGUCCAGUUCACCUGCCUCCAGCGGAACAUGUCAUGGACAGACCUGGAGUGUGAACGCCAAAGAGAGGAAUCUGAGAUCAUGACAUCUGCUGGUAGCCCUCUGACCACUAAAGAGGCCUGUGCUGCUCUGAUGAGGGCUGCGGCGGUGCUGCACGGUCGUCAGGCGGAAACUUUGAUGGAGUCUGUAUUCAGGAAUAGGAACAGGGGUGACCUAGUAAGAAGACAGUGGCCUGCCUCCUCAGGGAUGAACUUGUUGCGAUUUGGGGACGGACUGAAAGUCACAAUAAAGGAAAUGGAGGCUUUGAUCAACAGUCUUAUGCACACGCUCCGAGGUCUAAGUGUGUCUGAACUCAUGGACCUGAAACGUGCACUGAGCACCAGUGAACACUCAGACACACUGCGGGACCAUUACCACACCUCCCACCUGGUCUUGUCUAUGGUUCAAACACACGGGAAAGGAUCUGUGGAGCUCACCAAGAACUUACUCGAGUCAAUCGGGAGAAAGGAUCUGCUGCCACAGCUGACCUCUGAAGCACGUGAAUAUUCUAAAGAUCUUUGGUGGCGUUCACUUAUCAACAAAGUGGCAGCAGUGGCAGCUGUUACAGAGCUGUUUGGUGAAACGUUGAGUCUGCUGAGACCUGAAGAGCUCAAACAAUUCAAGAAACUGUUUGUGCUGCAGACCCUCUUCCAUGCACACCCACAUGUGGACCUGAAAGUACUGGCCCACGCUACAGCCCGACAAACAGGGGCUCUGCUGUGGCACAUGUACGGCUUUGGAGCUUUCAGCACGGCAUCUUUGUUCGAGUACCGUAGAAUGGACUAUGCUUGGAUCCCAGAGUUGGAGACAGAUGUGAACAAUCUGAUUGAUCACGUCUUUGAGACCAGUGGCCAGAGCUGCCUGAGCACCAUAAGAAGAGUUUUGAUUGAAAUUGGCCGGUAUGAUCUGAUCGUACACAUAGAAGUUCUGAAGGAUGAAGGAAGACUGGAUGAGUCGACUUUCAGCUCCAAAGGAGUUGGACCAAGUGUGGAGCCUGACUCUUGUACUAGUGCUAAGGACUCCUGGACCAAACUUGAGCCGAAAGUGAAAGAAAUAAAGAAUCAGUCUAUAUACAGCCUACAGUCGGACAUGGGUCAAUAUGAGUGCAGUGUGUCUGGUCUGCGCUGGAGCUGUGAGGAAAAAGUCAGUUUUGAUUUCAAGUUUGGUUUGUGGGAGGAACACAUGGAGCGUGUGCAGGCGCUGCAGUACAUGCCCGCUGGUCCUCUCAUAGACGUCACAGUCACCUCGGGCAGACUGGACGAGGUCUAUCUACGGCACUGGGUCUGCGUGGAUGACCCUGAUUUAGCAGAGGAGUUUGCAGUGUUACACGUUGAUGAUUGUGGAGAUAUUGUGGAAGAAGCAACAACGUCGUUGAAAAGAGAAGAAAAAGAAAAUGGAUACAGCAUUAUCCCAAAACCUGACCCAGAUAAGUCUCUAAAAUUGAAGACCAAGUUUGUGCUAAAAGCGAAACAAGAGACUGCUGAAAUCUGCCCUCAGAAACUAAAACUGAGGUAUCAAAGCUCACCAAACUACUUUGAGGUGUACACAAAAAACCCAGAGUUUGACUUGAAUCUGGAACUUUCCGAGGAGCAAGAGCACGAAGGCUCAGUCGUGUGGAGUUGUACGAUUCGACGAGAUGACUACACUGGAGGAUCUCUGGCCGCUCCCCAAACACAGGGAACUCAUUUUGUUGACAGGUUUAAGAAUGAUCUUAUUCAGAGAGUGAGCAACGUCAGUCCAAUCCUGGAUGAUCUUAAACAUGAAGGAGUGAUCAGUGACGAAGCCUACGAUAAGAUAAGACAUCUGUCCACUACUCAGGAUAAGAUUACUUUUUCCAAAGGAGUUGGACCAAGUGUGGAGCCUGACUCUUGUACUAGUGCUAAGGACUCCUGGACCAAACUUGAGCCGAAAGUGAAAGAAAUAAAGAAUCAGUCUAUAUACAGCCUACAGUCGGACAUGGGUCAAUAUGAGUGCAGUGUGUCUGGUCUGCGCUGGAGCUGUGAGGAAAAAGUCAGUUUUGAUUUCAAGUUUGGUUUGUGGGAGGAACACAUGGAGCGUGUGCAGGCGCUGCAGUACAUGCCCGCUGGUCCUCUCAUAGACGUCACAGUCACCUCGGGCAGACUGGACGAGGUCUAUCUACCGCACUGGGUCUGCGUGGAUGACCCUGAUUUAGCAGAGGAGUUUAGAGUGUUACACGUUGAGGAUCGUAGAGAUACUGUGGAAGAAGCAACAACGGUGACAUCGACUCAUGUGAAGCUAAAGGAGCCAAUAUUCUCCCCCAGAGCAGCGCUGAUCAGAGAGUGGCUACAAAUGAAAGUCUUCUGCAGCCUUUUGAUUUACAAAACGACCAAAACAUUUUUGACUCUCCAUGUGUACCUCAUCCCACGUGAUCCUGGGCUCAUAGAGUCGUUGAAAAGAGAAGAAAAAGAACAUGGAAACAGCAUUAUCCAAAAACCUGACCCAGAUGAGUCUCUAAAAUUGAAGACCAAGUUUGUGCUAAAAGCGCAACAAGAGACGGUGAAAAUCUGCCCUCAGAAACGAGAACUGAGUUAUCAAAGCCCACCAAAAUACUUUGAGGUUUACACAAAAAGCCCAGAGUUGGACUUGAAUCUGGAACUUUCCAAGGAGCAAGAGCACGAAGGCUCAGUCGUGUGGAGUUGUACGAUUCAACGAGAUGACUACACUGGAGGAUCUCUGGCCGCUCCCCAAACACAGGGAAUUCAUUUUGUUGACAGGUUUGAGAAGAAUCUUAUUCGGAGAGUGACCAACGUCAGUCCAAUCCUGGAUGAUCUUAAACAUGAAGGAGUAAUCAGUGACGAAGCCUACGAUAAGAUAAGACAUCUGUCCACUACUCAGGAUAAGAUGAGGGAACUCUUCAGAGGGCCUCUCAGGUCCAGUGGAGACCGAGGCAAAGACAUCUUCUACAGAAGUCUCAGGGACAACGAGCGGCUUUUGUGUGAAGAGCUUGAGGAGUUGUGCUUUGAUAAUCGCAAACAAAUGUCAUGA
This is a messenger RNA of Knipowitschia caucasica, 3063 nucleotides long. The record is from the annotation of a GenBank genome assembly. NCBI's taxonomy places the organism in Eukaryota, Metazoa, Chordata, Actinopteri, Gobiiformes, Gobiidae.